Molecule: messenger RNA, 972 nt
Organism: Entamoeba invadens IP1
Lineage: Eukaryota; Evosea; Mastigamoebida; Endamoebidae
Exons: 3
Coding region: 1-972 (323 amino acids)
Biological process (GO): regulation of actin filament polymerization
Molecular function (GO): small GTPase binding
Source: RefSeq, a predicted model, not a curated record
AUGGGUCAAAUUCUUGCUCUUUUCCGUGGAGGUGCAUCUGGCGACGAGAUUAUAAUCGACUUCGAGAACGUGAACCCAACAGAACCAGAGCUCCCCGUCUGGAACGCCAUCGACGCCCUUCUUAAAAAAAAAGAUGAUGUCCUCAAGCAAAUAUUCAGCUACACAGGCAAGGACGAUUUGAUCCGUGCAGCCAUAUCCUCGCGUACACCCGACGAGGAAGUCAAUGGAUUAACAAAAGUUGAAGAAGAGGCAUGGCAGGCCAUUUCCGGCCAAGCUGAUAUAGUUCAUGAAUUUUAUCAAUUCGCGUGUUCUCUUGAAAAUGAAUUCCCAAAGUUGAUAACUGAGUUGUCGAAUACCGAGCCUAAAAUUACUUUGAUGAACAAACAAGCGUUGUGCAAACAACUUGGGCUUAUUCUCGAUUUUGUGUUGGCGUUUGACAACAAGAAGGUUACGACUCCAGGUAUUCAAAACGACUUUUCGUACUACCGUCGUAACUCGCAAAGGAUGAAACAGUUCAAGCGUGAGAACGAGUUGAAAAUCCCUGAAGAAACACAAGGAAGAAUAUCGAUGUUUAUUGCAAGCCCCUCUCCAAUGAUGAACCACUUGAUUAAUAUCGUGAAAACGGUGCAAGGAGGGACCACAAAUCCGGCGUUUGGCGAAGUCCUUACAACGUUUGCGAAUGUGUGCAAUGACAUGGUCGAGAAGCAAAUAUUUUCGAACAACGAAAUGAAUUUAUUCUGUUUGCGAGUUAUGACUGGGUGCAUUAUAUUGAACGACCGCAUUUCUGAACUCACAUCAUUCCACAAAAAGACGCCCGUCAAAAUUAAAGACUGCAUCAUGCAACUGAAAAACUUCGGAGAUAACCCACAAUAUGCAGAACAAAUCAACUCACUGUUGGACACACUCAGAUACACUUGUCUUCAUGUCAACGACCCAGAAACUCCGGGUUUCAUUAAGGCGCUGUUGAUUUAG